Molecule: messenger RNA, 21324 nt
Organism: Aedes albopictus (Asian tiger mosquito)
Lineage: Eukaryota; Metazoa; Arthropoda; Insecta; Diptera; Culicidae
Exons: 2
Coding region: 15309-17123 (604 amino acids)
Source: RefSeq, a predicted model, not a curated record
UCAACUAAAUCGUAAUGAAAAGUAAAUGCAAUUGCGGUAACAAAAUACCGGGUAAAUUAUGGAUAAUACGGGAUUUAAAUUAAUGUUAUAGAAAUACUUACAUAUUCUAUGUAUUAUCGUAAUGGAGAUUAAUCGUCAUCAUGAAUCUGAAAAUAUGACGUGGCCUUAUUCCAGACGCAUUGUAAACACAAUAAUGAGCAAUCAGUCAGUGGAUGGCUGGGUUCCUUAUUCACGGAAUACAUCCCAACAGACUCCAACUGGCUCUAAUAGCCGAAACGGUAAACGCGUUGCAGCAAGAGCAUUCUGAGGAUGACGGGUUUGAUUUCCGGUCGGCCCAGUAACUUCCCUUGGGCAUAGAGUGUUCGAGCUCGCCACACAAUUGUCAUUGGCAAAGAAAGGUAUCAAUAACUCUGGAAGUACUCAGAGAACAUCCCAAGAUAUCCCAAUCGUAACCGACUUGCUUCUCUGUAUGUUUUUUUUUUGUGGGCUUAGUCCGUAACUGAUUUAAGAGAGGUUUAGGGCAACCCCCUGAAGAAAGCGUUAGUUCUUGAAGCCGCCGCCUUUGGUGGGGCGCCACGGGUUUGUUUACGGAAUUUCAGUCUGCUGGCCAAUCUGCUACGUGCGGAUGCGAACUUUGUCGUACGUGAUCGAGAAACGAUUAUUUACACAUAUUGUUCAAUGCAUUUAGUGAACUUUGUUAAAUUUACAAGACGCACAAGUAUGAAAAUAUAUUUAGCCCAUGUUAAACAACGCUUAAGUCAAUUAAAUGUGAAUGUCGCGCCAGCUCAAACAGAAAAAUCACUAUGUUUUCAGCUUUAUGCAACCGCCAAUUCAAAUUAGCACCACGUCCAGCACCAAAUUUUUGGCUUCAAUCUAGUUGUAUGUGGAUGACAGCCGUUUCAUGGGGUUGGUUUAGGGUCGAUUUCUUCACCCUGGCUUAAGCGUUAAACCAGGUUUAACUGUAUGGGUAAGCCUGGCUUACCGGUUAAGCCGAGGUGAAGAAAUCGGCCCUAAGGGCCUAUUAUAACUUUGACUGCGACAUGCAUCGAUCUUGUUUUCUACACCCUGACUGGAACGAGUUUUUGCAGAUUAAUGAUCCUGAUGCUCUGCUACAUGUACAUACAUACUGUGGUAAUUCGAUUUGUUAUUCAUAUGAUUAUACUUUUCCACCAUUAUAAUUUGGAGAAAUAAACGACACCAGAAAAUCAGCACUUCUUGACAUUUUGAAUACACACUUUAUUAUCCUGCCUAACAACCACUUCUAGACUACUUAGAUGUACUUAGAUGUAUAUGGCUAUCACAUCUCCUUUUCUAUCGUUUUUUUUUUUUAUUUGAGAGUAAUCAUUCAUUUUAUGUUAUUUGGAGUAUCUCAACGUGCUCUUCUUAGGUGCUUCAGUUCGAAUCCGAUUUCUUCAAAUUAACGAUCGUAUUCUGCAUUCUUGGGUAUUUUUAUAAGCUUCCUAAUCAUCCAUAUCGAACGUAUUUUCUCCAAGAGCGAACUGCGCAACAGAUCUUAAAAGCUAGCAAUGGCAUCUAACUUAUUGAUCUCUGAAAUUAAACUCAAUUUUAAAUUUUAAUGUUAAAAGACAUACAGUUUGCACAUGUCCCGAAGUUAUUUUUUUACCGUUUACACCGCUAGUUUUAUUAACAGUAUCAUUGAUGCUGGAGCAUACCCUGUUCACCCUUGCAAGGUUCACAGAUUUGCUAUUGUUGAACAAAUCCAAAACUGCUUUCAGAGACUUGAUCUUAAAUUCCUGUUGAGUUACUCUACCCCACAGAAAUAUAUAAUAGAUAAAUUCAUGAACUAAAUAAGUAAUAAAAAUAGCUUUGUUUCCGCACAAUUCAUAAGAAGUAUGUACAUAUGCAUAUUUCAAUUAAUACGAAAUUUAUAUCAACUUUAUUCAAUUUAGUUAUGAUAGUGUUUUUUUUUGUAUGCAUUUUAAAUGAUUCUUUUCGCAAUAUUAUAACAGAUUGUUUAAACUUUGUCAUUCUAAAAAGUGUAUAUAAAUAUAGAUGUUCUCAGAGACUUACAACAUUGUUGAUCAGAAGGAUGCUUUAAACCGACAAUUCAAUAUUCAACUUCAAUAGAACAUGCUGUCAUUUUUAUUAUGGAAUCAAUUUACCUCUUCACAUUGUUUUUUUUUUAUUGAAUACAAAAGACUGCAGCACUGUUUGUUUUGUUUCCUAAAAUAUGAACAUAACAAGUAGUAAUGCAAUUAAACUGUGAAUAUGGAAAGUUUCUUCAUACUAGCUUUAGUAAUACGCAAAGUAUAAGUCCAAAUUCUAGGAUCGAGUAGAGACAAAUCAUACAGUAAUUGUUUAAAAUUGCGUGUUUCAAAAUUCAAAUCAUUGGGAGAGGGUCAUCAAUGUACUAUAUUUAGGUACAUGUGAUGAUUAAGUGAAAAGAGCUUCUGUUAACUAAAUUAUCACGUUUUUAUUGCUCUCAAGAUUACUUCUCUCAAUUGUUUAUGUUUUCAAUUGAACGAAUGAAACAGUGAGAAGUUAUGUUAAUUCGUUGAUCCGUUCUCGUGCCAAUGUGGCAUACAACAAUAUUUCAUUUUGUAUAUAUGUAGGCAUUUUUUUAAUACGUGAUUCUUUUGUUUAAGUGUAGAAUUUAUUUAUCUAUACUUGUAAUAAAUAUCAAAGCAUUGCUGCUGCAUUGGAAAUUCAAUAACAAUGUGAAUCAAGUACUUGAAAACCAUCUGUUUUAACUUAUUUCAACCUUUUUAUGUUAAGGAUAAUUCUCAGUAAAAAAACAAUGACUUCAAUAGCUUAUUAUACAAACAUUUGUGCCCAAUCAAAAUUAAAAAUUUUAGAAAAAAUACCUUUUAAUCACUAUGGUGAGAAAACUGGUGUAAUGCUGUAAUUAGCUGUUUUUCUAUCUAUUCUUAAAGUGUUAGUAUUUAUGUGUAUGUUAUUUACAUAUUAUAUAUUUUAUCAUCUCUAUCAUCUGUUCGAAAUAUUUUCUAUAAAGUGACAGACAGAAAGAAAAUAUAGAAAAUCAAAUACACAUUAAACCUGUAAUUCAGUUCCGAUGUGUCACCAAUUUUAUAGUAUUUUCUGCCCUCAACUGUGUGCGUUUAGAACAUAUUGCAAUGCAAGAAUACCAAGCGGAGUUACUUGUGGAAUUAUGUGAACAAAUAUUACCUGUCAAGCAAAAUUAAGUGAACAUGUUGAUACCAACUCGCAGUAUGCAUCGGUUUUCUGCUCAUUAUAUAUUGUUUUCUUAGGUCGAUUGCGGAACACAGUACAGUGUAAAAAUAAUAAAUUGAAACCAUCCAAUAAAUAUAAUAUUGAUACUAUUGGUGAAAAUUCGGUAGAAUACGAAGUGGAAUUUGACAUCACGAUUAAUUAAACCUCCACUUUUUGUAUUCAGUAUACUGCCGAGAAUCGUAUAUCUGUCCCAAUUGCAUAGGAAAUCCAGCAAAGAUGGGACUGAUAUGCGAUUCACGGCAGUAUAUGUAGGUGUAAUAUGAAACAAUGUUUUGAUAUUACCUCAUUUUUUCACUAUUUACCUAUUUUACGCAUUGAUACAAUGUACUGAUAAUUAUAAUACAAAGUUAAUGUUAUUGUUCAAUUGCACAAAUCAAAAUAAAUGUAACAUGUUGAACAAAAUUAUUUUGUAAUCUUUAUAUAAGGUAUUGCUUAACAACCAAAAGAGUGUUACAUUGAUUCGCCUCAAUAUAAAUGGAUCUCGUCUCAAGUAAUGUGUCGAAUUUUAUAGCGUAUUUCAGCACUGUAUUAUAGAGUAGAUUCUCAGGACCCAUGCUUUACUUCCAAAGAAGUAUCCGCAUUUUUGUGAGAUUGUCGGAAUAGGGAUUUGAUCCCAAGUCCUCAGCGUUGUUCUUCUUUAUUUAAGCUAUCUAAAUGACUCAUACCAGUCUCCUUGUUUUUUUUUUUUCUAAUGAAAUGUAAUACACGUAUUCAUGAUUUUUUUUAGUUGGCCUUACGGAUAAUUAUAUAUUUGAACUCCGUCUUACUUUGAAUGUAAAAUUAAUCUCUGUACAUGAAUGCACAAUGCACCAUAAUGCAUUUAAUAUUAUUGCUGAUAGUUAUCUGUAUUGAGAUCUCGGCACCAAUAUGAACCAAAUAGGCACUCUGAACGUGCAGUACGUCAGCGUUGUGUUUCUAGCGAAAUUCUUUAGCAGAAUUAAGAAUAACAACUACUUAUUUAUUCCCAUUUUUUUAAUUUUCAUUCAUUUCAAAUCUUGUAUUUUUUUACAGUAGGUACCAUACAAAUAUCAUCCACGAUGCUUUUUUAAGUGUAUCUUUUGACCACUCGUCAAGUAGGCUUUGCCUGAGUAUUUUUAUUUUCAUAACUGUCAAAUUGUUUCAAAGUUGUAACCAUAGAGGCUUGCACCAAAAACAUAACCUCGCAAAUUCUCAUACAAAAAGUAAACAUUGCCCUCAAAAUUUUGAGGGCAAUGUUUACUCGGAUAUAGGUUGACGCCGUAGGAGAGAAAGAGAAGGAGAUAAAAAGUGACGUCACUGUGCAAGCUCCCAUUGCCAUUUCUCAUGCAAUGUCUCAGCAGUUAUCCUCCUUUUCUACUAAUGUAGCGGCUAUCGCCUGUUUUCCUGCGAAUUGCAGCGGCUAUCGCCUAAUUUUCUGCGUAAUGCAGCGGCUAUCGCCUGUUUUCCUGCGAAUUGCAGCGGCUAUCGCCUAAUUUUCUGCGUAAUGCAGCGGCUAUCGCCUGUUUUCCUGCGAAUUGCAGCGGCUAUCGCCUAAUUUUCUGCGUAAUGCAGCGGCUAUCGCCUGUUUUCCUGCGAAUUGCAGCGGCUAUCGCCUCAUUUUCUGCGUAGUGCAGCGGCUAUCGCCUGAAAUUAGCAUUUACCAUGCCUUACUUUUUCUGCUUUUUCGCAGCGGCUGUCGCCUGUUUCCAUGGAGUUCCAUGGACUGUAUUUCCUGAUCCAAAUGCAAUGUCCUUCCGACCCGGAAGUGACAGAAUUGUAAUUUGUUCCCAUUUUAUCUUAUGUAAAUACCUGAUUUUUAUCUAUUCCGAUUACUCCUCGUCGCCAGAUGUGGUAAUUCGAUUUGUUAUUCAUAUGAUUAUACUUUUCCACCAUUAUAAUUUGGAGAAAUAAACGACACCAGAAAAUCAGCACUUCUUGACAUUUUGAAUACACACUUUAUUAUCCUGCCUAACAACCACUUCUAGACUACUUAGAUGUACUUAGAUGUAUAUGGCUAUCACACAUACUUUUUGUACAGAACAUUUUUCAUUGCAAUCGGUUUAGUAUUUAUGGCUCUACAGUUUAAUCUAAUCUAAUCUAAUCUAAUCUAAUACAUACGCAGCCAGUACAAGAAAGCAUCCUGGAAAAUAAUCAGGUUAGAUUACGCCUGAUCAUUUUUCUUGUCAAUAUUGAAGCUUGUGGCAUAUUGAGAAUAUGACACAAGCGUCAAAGCGGCCAGGCUACUGCGCAGUAUUUACCGCAAAGAUGAUUCUUGGAAAUGCUUCGACUUCUACAUUUUAUUACAUUUUGUGUCGAAACAAUUCUAGAACCUACAGGGGUGGAAGGAUGCGUGGACAUACCGUACCAAACGCUCCAUAAUGUAAGAAAUUGAAUAUAAUUGAAGUAUAAUUAUUAUAGCAAAGGUAGUUAAGAUUCAAAAUAAUUCCAAGCAACGUAGAAGUUAAAACGUAUGAGAAAAUCACUUCACAGAACCGAUAUUUUCGUAGUCAUAAAGUAAUUGGAAGGUACGCUGAAACCUUCAAAUGGUCGCCCGAAAAUCUAAAAUGCACUCCGAUAUAAAAACGUCACGCGAAGAGAAAAAUGGACCACACGACACCACCUUUUUUUGGUUUUCUCGAAAUUUGUAAAUUCACAAUCUUAUUUCUGUUGAAACUGGCACUGAAACUAAUUUCAUUGGGCGGGGUUUCUUGCCGGAUGGCAUAGUACCGUCAUCCGAUUGACCAGCAGAUGCGCGAGAAAUUCUCUUUUGGACGGCUCUUUCAAAACGCCCCUGAAUCACUGAAACCGGUAAUUUAACACCGCUCGGAUCAUUUUUCGCACUUGCCUACAUGGCUAGUACAUAGAAUCACUCGCGAAAUCACAAUCCGUGGGGCGUAAUGCCGGUCAAACAACCCGCGGAACGGUGAAAAUCGAUAGCAGGAAAACAAAAUAACGUGACGAGCAAUUGAAAACACGUCCGCGCGCGGCAACGACUACUGCGAUCCUCCUAUUUAUGGCUCUACAGUUUAAGGUAAAAAAAAAAAAAGUGAUAUUUUUUAAAGUGUUUGUUUGGCCCAAGAGCCGUAGCGUGCGGUUGGCCAGGUUGGCCCCCGCCAAGGGCGUCAACCUCAGAGGGGGCGCCGAAAAGGCCUAAGGCUAGAAGGAAACUUUUUUUUACCUUAAUUAACGAGAUUUUUAACCCUAGACUAGUUCAUCUCGGGAAAAUAAGGAAACAGGAUAACACAGUGGUGCUCAGGCUGGAGGAUACCGCGGGCCAAAUUUGCAAUUCGGAAUCGACCUGCGGGCCGCAUAAAACAUCGAUGCACAAAAACAACAAAAAGAACAAUUCUAAAGCAUAUUUCUGCUAUUCUGCUAUUCUGCUAUUAUCAACGCAUCCCCUGGCUUUCGCCCAUCUGCGUUGUCUUUUCACUAGGCAAUACGUCUACCAAUUGAUGUUUAUGGGCUUGCCGGACCAAGUCAUGUAGCUAAGCCAAACACCCCACCUACAACUGUUGGGUAGGCACCAUUGUCCCGCCCACUGGUCUUUUACAGCUAGUUGUAGGUGCAUGUGUGCGUGUAAGUAUUGGAGUGUGUGUGUCAGUGUUGGUGUAUUGUAGGCGCCAACUCGUUCUAAUCCACUCUGAUAGCUAACACCCUAUUGAACCAUUACCCUUAAAUUUGGCAAUCUAUGAAAUAGAAUGAGUUAAACGCCUGUAGAAAACAGUCAGUUAAAUCAAACAAGGAAUAUUAGUAUUAAAGCGAAGAUACAACGAAGCAACGCCCCGAACCUCGAGAGCACAAACCCCAAGAACCAAAUGACAGGCAGCGCCGAUAAGUCGAUCGACUGGCCACCAUCAGUGAAUAACCAAUCGAGUAAACCCCCCAGCACAAACUGCCACCAGCUCUCCCGACCUGCGCCCAACAAAUCCGAGGCACAGCCCAGCCUUAGCUUCACCUUAAAACCAAAAUCUAGAUUACAGAGCACAAUACUUCCCAAGUAACCACACAGCUCGAGCCGCAAAUCACGCACAACACGGCACAAAUAAGACAAACACUACCACGCCCGUACAACCGAACCCGAACUAGAGUAGAGAAGGGUCUCUUUCCACUCCAACCCGGACUCAACUGCACCCACAGGGCAGCGCACCUCACCCACACCGCACUCAUUCAUGCAUCACUGUCCGAGCCGCACGGUCACCUGGGUUGAGUCUAUCUGCAUGACCUCGCCCAACCCGUAACGCAGAGUUUAAGUCCCUCUCUUGCAUUACAAAGUACUCCCUCUUCCCAAAAAUCUGUGCGUGGUAUAAAUGAGAUCUUAAGGCUGAAGAAAUCGUCACCAAUACAACCGCCAACACUGAGCACUCAAUGAUGUCGGCCUUAUCAACGACGACCCCCUCAGUCCCAAACCCAAUUAUCCCACACUACCCAAGUAACCACCCUGCUGAAGCCGUAAGCACCGCACGCACAAAGCACACACACACACCGACACGCACCACCCCACACAAACCACCAAGGCCGAACAAAAGCGGAAAGCGGUGCCACCACUGCUGAAUCACGACUUUUUCAGUAUAAUUCAGCAAUCGUAGAUCCAUUCUUCGACCCUACUCAGCCCUAACGGUCCAUAGCAAUGCCUGUCAAUAUAUGCGCCUCACACAUGCAACCCCUACACCCUAACAGUAUGGUCACUUGGGUAUCCCUGGGUUUUGACAUGAUGGUCAGGGAUCACAGCCAUCAAAACGUUCCACACUUUAUCAGGGCUUACGACCUGUAGACAUGAUGAUUUCUCAAUAGUUUCAAGCUCUUUCGGACCUUCCGCUAUUGGAGACCAUCAUGGCUAGCGGUGUUAAAAAAAAAAAAAAAAAAAAAAAAAAAAAAAAAAAAAAAAAAAAAAAAAAAAAAAAAAAAAAAAAAAAGAACAAUUCUAAAGCAUAUUUAUUAAAAAUCUGAACUGUUCAGAGCUUGUGUAAGGGUCAAACUUUAUAAUCUAUUGCCCUUCGUGGAGUUCAAUUUAGAUUCAUAAGUUUGGAUGAGAAAAACGUUUGAGUUUCAAAUUGAAAUUCAAACAAACAAUUUAGAAGUUGCCCCUAGAAUUUCAAUGAAGCCACUUCAAGAACUUGUCAAGCAGCUUUUACUAGAAUUUCUUUUGAAUCGCUCCAAAAAGGUUUGCUGGAUUUUCUACUGAAAUUUGUUGUGCUCCAGAAGGGUUUCGAGAAAUUUCUUGAAGUUUCUUUUAGUUUUUCUAGAAUUCUCUUGGAACACCUCCAAGAACUCCUCUUAGAUUUGCCUUUGGAACUGUCCUGAAGUUACUUCAGGAAUUCCUCAUUAAUCGUUUCCAGAAAUUUCUCCUAGAAUAGCUUCCGGAUUUUUCCGAAAAUUUUGCAGGAGUUUCUUGAAGAUUUUAGUAAAUUCUUUCCACAAGUCUCUUCUAAAGUUGAUGAAAUACUUCAUCAUGAAAUUUCUUCAAAAAUUAGAUUUUUAACAUUUGUUUCCGGAAGUUUCUUCAACAUUAUCUUCUAAAAUUGCCGCAUAAGUUGCUUCAAAUUUAUUGUUCAAAUUUCCUCAGGCGUUCUAGGCAUCUUUUGUGUCUUGAUGCAGUUGGUCCUGGAAUCUUGUUUGUAGUUACUUCUGAAAAUUUUCUUGCUGUUGGUCGAGGAAUUUAUUCUUAAGUUGUUUAAGAAAUUUCUGUUAGAGUGACACCAGAACAUUUUUCUAGGAUAUGCUCCUAUAAUUUCCAUGCAGUAUCGCACCAACUUUCUCAUUGAGUUAGUUCAGGUAUAUUUUCUCCACGAUGAUUUGCGUUUCUCCAUAUAUUUCGUUUAGAGUUGCUUAAAUUUUUUCUCCAAUAAUGUUUCCUGGAGUUUCUCCAAAAAUGUAUCCAAAAGUUUCUCCAAAUAGGCACAGGAGACGCUUUAUGAAUAUCGCCUGAGAUUUUAUUUUUCUUUAAGUUCGUUCAGGAGUUUCGCUUGGACAAUUCAAAUUAGAUUCGUAAGUUUUGUUUCGAAAAAUAUGUGAGUCUUAUAAUACAGCAGUGGAAAUUAAACAAUAUUGGCAAACAAAUUGAGAUUUGUUGAGAACUUAGUCAAAAACUUCGUGCUUUGUGUUUUUAUGUUCUUCGGAAAGGCGAAAUGUGAAAUAUUUUCUCAGCGUUGCAUUGACUGCGCUUAAAAACUGCAACUAAUUUUUAAAUAAUACAAAAUUACAUUUUUAACAAACUUUCAUUUGAUUCGUACCACUUAUAAACAACUAUAAGCUGGCUUCGUGACUUAGCUGAAAUGCCGAAAUAUUUCGGAGUUGUAAUUUCGAAUCUUACCAGAACGGAUUGUUCUUUUUGUUUAUUUUAUCAUUUAAUUUGUGUUCAGCACUGUGAAAAUUGAUCAGCAUUUUUUUUUGUUUGGUUUCUUAAUAAAUUGAAUAAGCUAUUUCAAAUAAUCGUUCCAAAAUUUUGAUUCGUCUUAAAGAACUCCGCGGGCCGCAUCUUAAGGCUUGAAGGGCCACAUGCGGCCCGCGGGCCGCAGGAUGAGCACCACUGGGAUAACACUAUUGUUUUCUUGAAUGUUAUCAAGCUUUCACUAUUUACAGUAUCUGGGAUUGUGGCUACUUCCAAGGAUUUCAAGACAUUUAUGGAAAUAUUGUAUAGUGUUAACAAGAAGUAUUUGAAAUGGAAAAUAUUUGUAGUAAAAAAGCCCAAAAAAAUAAAUUGAACUGAAAUAGCAUCAUUUGAAUAUUUUGUACUGAACUCUUGUAAAUCUAUCAGAAACCAGUUUAUUCGUUUUCACCGCAAGAAGUCGCCAAUUCCUUAUUCUUAUUUCCUCAAAACAAAUUAAAUAUUCCAGGAGCUCCUUCAUAAAUUUCAACAGGCAUUCUUCGGAAUUUCUCGCUAGGUUUCUUUCGAAAGCUCUUUCAAGAAAUUCUUACGGAAAUUCCUCGAGUGAUUUUUUUGGAAAAUUUUCAAAGAAUACCUCCAGAAAUUCUCACAGAUACUUCUACAUGGAUUAUAAAAAAAAGAAUCAUACUAAAAAAUGUUCUAGAGAUUAAUUUAGAAAUAUUUCCAUGGUUUCCUCCAGAAAUUUCUCCAGUGAGGCUUCCAGGAAGUUAUCUCUCUCUCUCUUCUUGGCGUAACGUCCUCACUGGGACAAAGCCUGCUUCUCAGCUAUGAGCACUUCCACAGUUAUUAACUGAGAGCUUCCUCUGCCAAUGACCAUUUUGCAUGUGUAUAUCGUGUGGCAGGCACGAAGAUACUCUAUGCCCAAGCAAGUCAAGGAAAUUUCCUUUACGAAAAGAUCCUGGACCGAUCGGGAAUCGAAUCCGUCACCCUCAGCAUGGUCAUACUGAAUACCCGUGCGUUUACCGCCUCGGCUAUAUGGGCCCUUAUAGCCCUAGUUAUCAAGAAAUUUAUUCAGAUUUUUUUUUUCAAAGAAUACCUCCCGAUAUUCUCCAAGGAUUUUAUUAGAUAUUCUUCCACAGUUUCCAAAUUUCUGCAGAAAUUCUUUUGAAAAACCUUUCAUGGUUGAAUUAUAAAAAGUUUCUCCAAAGAAAGUCCUCCACAGAUUUCUUCAAAAAUAAUGAUCCACAGCUUUAAAAGAAGGUGAUGAUUCCAAAAGCAGUUACGCCCUUUUGAAAUGUUGGUGUCGAAUUAUUCUAUUUCACAAUUUUUUCUCUGUGUUUCUCCAGGAAAAUAAUCAAUGAUUUUCUUUACAAAUUCCCUUCAGAGAUUCCUAUAACAUAUCGUUAGGGAUUACCGUGUGCGCACCUAACUUUGCGCAGGUCCAAACUUUGCGCAUUCUUGUAAAAAAACGAAACAAAUAACUAAAUGUCAACAUAUUCACCAGUUUAAUCAUUGCACUAGCAUUGUGUAAACAAAAACAUUAUUUGACAAAUAUUUAAUUGCCAUAAAAUCUUUGUUUAUGUUGAAUAAUGAACAAAAAAUACACAAAAACGUCAAAACCUGCUUCGCCUUACCACGGUUGCCAAGAAAUAACUCUACUAAAAAUCGACAUUUUCCUCGAUAAAAAUGUGCAACGAUGAUUAAUUUUGCAGUUAAUUGACAAAAAAGGUGAUAUUCUAGUAAUAUCAAUCACAGUUCGUAAGAAAUUUUUCAAUUUAAUUAGUAAAUAGUGGUGCGCAAUGUUUGGAACCAUUAUUUGCACUGUGUUCCUAAUUUUUGCGCACUUGCAGUAAAUGCUUGUUGAACGUGAAUACAUAACUUAUGAACCAUUUAAAUAUAAUGUAACACCAGUACUGAUAAUUUCAGGCCUGCCUCUCCGCCAUGUAGCAAAUUUUGUAUCGAAAUUAGUAGAAAAUUGUAUGAACCGUAGCACUAUGGCAGGCACUCUCCAUCUGUCUACAAUGAGACGUGAAUUGUGAACAGUCCUUCAUUUGGAUUUUCCGGCGGUCAAUGUUAGGGACGAUUCAAAUAUGACGUCCACCAUUUUUAAGACUUUUAGAACCCCCUCUUCCCCUGGGCCACCCCGUCACGCUUCAUAGUAUACCUAAUACAUGGCAUAUCACACUUUCUCAGACUACCCCAGCCCCCUCCCCCCAAAAGAUGGGCGUCAUAUUUAAAUGACCCCUUAUUGUUCCUAUCCGUAACGGUCACUUCAUUUCUCAGGAAGCUUUUACCUUUGAUCUUUAGCCACAGGAAACAACCCCUCAUGAAGUUUGGAUUGUUCACACGGUAGGUGCCUACCGUAUGCGUGAUAAUGUUUGCACCAUCGUACAAAUAAGGUACAAAUAUCACCUGUACACACAAUGUCUUGGUUUUUAUUGCAUGCACGUAAGCUCUAACUCAUAUCACAGUAGGUUGCGGGUAAAAAAAUCCGAUUUCUUAAGUUUGAAAUUUGCACCAUGAAGGGGUAGCAGCGGUAGUCGGGACUUGUCCACAAAUCCGCAAAUGUUAAAAAAAGACAUUUCAGCAAUGUUCAGGAAAACCGUAAAACAGUCUUAGACCGAAAAAAAGCAAGGGCAACUAUUCCCGAAGGUGUCCACUGGUCGUCCAAGGUUAACAUGGAUUAAGAAAGCUAUCGCUGCCACCAAAAAUAAGAUUUGGGUGAAUUAUAUGCGCCCAAUGAGAAAAAUGGCGAAGAAACGCGAAAUCAGCGACUUAACGGCAUGGUAUAUCGAAAAGGAAAAUUACGGUGGCCUUUAUGAUCCUUCGAUCGUAGAAAAAAAACUUACAUUAUUACCAAUGGCAUCCAGGAGCUACGAGUAGCGCCAUAUUAGAAAGUCUUGAAUUUGCCCGAACGCAACCUCCAUUUUUUUUCGAUUUCCGAAAAACUAUCGAUCCGUACCAAAUUCCAGAAUCAAUAGUUAUUAUAACUUUUGUUUGUGUGUCAAUGUCUACACCAUUAGGCAAUGUCAAAAUAAAAAAAUAAAUUCAAAAAUGGUUAAUCUUGACUUUGACACUACCACGGAUACUUUUCGACAUUUGCGCGUGGACAAAUCACGAGCUAGGUUGCCACUUUAUCAUUAUGCAAGUGUUAAACUAAGAAAAUCAACACUUUUUAUUCACAGCCUACUAUGAUAUGAGUUAUAGCUUAAAUGCCUGCAAAUAAAACCAAUACAUUGUCUUCACAAGUAAAACUGGAAUUUUAUUUAACGAUGGUGCAAACAUUAUCACGCAUACGGUAGUACGAACCGCAGACAAAAUCAAGAGCUCCGGAGGCCUCCGUUCCCCCUCCCUCGUAGGACAAAAUAUUUCAACAAAGAUCAAUUAAGGGCACACUACCUGAUCUGAAUAACUUUAGUUUAAUAAGCAAACAUUAAAUAAUAGCAUUUUUGAUUACUUUUUUGAGCAAUUCAUAGCAUGCGCAAAGUUAGGCACACUAUGCGCAAAGUUAGGAACAAUCGAAGAUUUUGUGCGCAAAGUUAGGAACAAGGCAAUGAAAUAGUUUUUCUAUUUUAAGUAUUUUUUGGUUAAUAUUAUGAUUUUUUUUAUAUUGCAGACUCAAAAUAGGAUCAUUAGUCUAUCGUAUGAGCAUGUUGUUCAUGAUAUAUUUUGUUUGUUUGUAUUUUUUAUAACGACUAGAAAUUUGAUUUUUCUUAACUGCGCAAAGUUUGGUACAUACACGGUACUUAGAAACCCUUCAAUAGAUUUCCUCAGUAAUUCUCCGUAGAUUCCCAUAGAUAAUCAUGCAAGUAUUCCCUUAGAAAUCCUUUUGUCUAUGAAAAUCAUUUCAGAUUUUUUUGCAGAGAUUUUUUAAAAGAUCUUGUAAAAAAUUCUUUAGAAAUACGACCAAAGUUUCCUUUUGAAAAUCUUCAAAAGAUUCUUUAAGAAAGAAGAAAUCACUCACUUUACACAUCAAAUCUCCCAUUGAUUCCUUCGGAAAUCGUUCCAUGUUCACUAGAGAUUGCUCCAUAAAUUUCUGCUAGAAUUCCAGCAGAAAACCCCUCAUGAAUUUCCUAAUAAACUCCUUCAAAAGAUCAUAAAUUUUAAAUGCCUUCCAGAAAUUUUUCCAGGUCUUCCGUUAGAAAACCUGCCCUUGAUUUCAUCCCAAAUUUCUUCAAAAGUUUCUUUUGAAAGUCUUCAAUGGAUUCCUAUGAAAAUACCUCCAGAUAUUUUACCAGUUUUAUGGUAAGAGAACUUCAGAAAAAAAACCUAGAAAAAAACCUUUGGUAAGUUCAUUGGAAAACUCUGGUAAAACCAAUUGAACAAAUCACCGGAAAUUGGUAAAAUAGAUUUUUGAGGAUUCUUGAAAUCCCCUGAAACUCAAUUAACCCUUCAGGACGCGUAUCUUUGAAAAAAGUACAACAUUACCUAAAACCUCGCUCUUAAUGUACAAAUUUUGAAGAAACUUUGAGAAAUAAAAUGAAUAUCUACAUUUUUUUUUCAUAUUAACAAUGUCUAAUUGUCGAGGGGCGUCAAUCUGGAUGCUUGCCAAGGGUGUCAUGGGACCACGUUACGGCUCUGAAAGAUUCCCAAAUAGUAAGUCUCUUGUUUCGACUAGAAAUCCUCUACAUAGAGAUAAGCGGAAGUUACAUAUGUCGAUUCGGCAACGCUGUUCAUUUUGUUUACAUCAGCUGCCAACACUUGCUACAAAGCUAUGAUGUUGAAACUUUGUGCGUGACUUCGUAGUGGUUCAAGUUGUUUUGUUUACAUUUUCUAAUUAUGGUAGAUUUUUUUUUCAAAAUUUUGAAAAAAAAAUAGCGGAGCAAUCGAUGAAAUCUGAAAUUUAUUGCAUAGUUUUAAGCUAAACAAAUCGGCAGAACUGAAGCAAGAAGCAGCAAUGAAAGUUUUUUCGAGAAGUGCAGCAACAAAAGUUUCGUCAUAAGCUUGAGCUUUUGAAAACAGAAUUAAUUAAAUUCUAUCUUUUUACUAAGCUUACAUAUACCGUCAAUUUCUCGAUAUUAAAAAUAAAUAAUUUUAAUUUAUUUAGUUCGGAUUGCAAUACCGUUCAAUCGACACCUUCUUACGAACGAUCAGCCUGUUCAUUUGGCUCACACUUUGACAUUUCUUUCUGCACGAUUGGCUUACAAUGGCCGCCUCCGCAGAUCUCUAUAAUGUAGGAUGACUAUUCAAAAUUAAAAAUUAGAAAAAUCAAAAACUGAAAUUCACGAAAUCGAGAAUCAAAAAGAAUUAUCUUCCAAAACAUGUUUAAAUCGAUUUUAGAUGACGAAAAAUGAUAUUUAGAUCAAAAUCAAAAAUUUGGGUAUUAGAGGGUUAAAUACGCUGUUGCGAUAACAUUUCGCGACUGUAUUUUAGCGUAUACAAACCGCUAAGUGGGAACCAAGUUUCUAUCGAGGUUAAGAAUAAGAAACGGAAUAAGAAAGCAAAGUAGUGGACUUGUGAAUUAUAUGCCGCUUGUAGUCACAUCAUUAGGUGGCGCGAAUUAAUUAGAAUAAUAAAUUUUCUUUGAUUGAUAGUGUAGAAUAAGUAAGUAAAACCAGGAAAUAUUUGGAUAGUGUACUAAUGAAGUGUCCUUCAACCAGACUACAGCUAACACCACAUAGAUCCGGCAAAGCCGAUGCCAGCUGACGUUUGCCAAACUGGAUGAUAGGGCAAAGAAGAAAGUUGCACUGAAAAAUUCUUUAGCUUAUCCACCUAUCUGGACGGUUUUGAUUUGCUGAAAGAAUUUCAGCCCACGACCAUUUGCUCUACCCUUCGGCAACACUAAAGAAUUUUUCAUUAAAAUUCUAAUCUAAUGGAGGUACAGUGUGAGAAAUGCAAAUCAUCAGCACUAUUGGCGAGAUGCAUUACUUGCUCACUCUGCGAGAAUCACUAUCAUUAUGAGUGCGUGAAGAUGAACAAUUCCACACCUCAGCCUGAUUGGAAAUGUAAUCAGUGUGCGUCGUCAACACAGACCAAUCAAACAGCUGUGGAUCUACAACAACUACAAGACACGCUAUCGUUGGAGAGGAAAGCUUCCGAUAGGCGCUUUGAUCUCUUGCAGAAACGCCUCGACGCAUUGAGAGCACAAAUUGAGAGGGCACCCAUACCUACAAACAUGAGUGCGAGUCAGCUGUUGGUGACAGAAGUUGACCAACCUUCCGACGAUGGAACCUCGCAAAUGAGUAUGAAUGAGAGCAGCAGCACGCUAGAAUCUGGGCUGCAGAGAAUGUUUGCACGGCAGGUUAUUCCAUCGGACUUACCUGUAUUCACGGGAAAACCUGACGAAUGGCCCAUCUUCAUCAGCUGCUACAACAACUCUACGAAGGCAUGCGGGUUCACCAAUGUAGAAAAUCUCAUGAGAUUACAGCGAUGCCUUCGUGGUCCUGCUCGCCUUGCCGUUGGUAGUAAGCUACUGCUGCCCGAAUGCGUAACUCAAGUUAUCGAGACUCUGCAGUUGCUAUAUGGAAGACCCGAGCUGUUGAUAUCAACUCUCAUCUCUCAGCUGCGUGAGACACCGGCGCCGAGAGAUAAUGAUCUCAACUCGUUGAUCGCCUACGGUUUAGCCGUUCAAAAUGUGUCCGAUCAUAUGAUCGCAGCUGGAUUGGAAUCGCAUCUAAAUAAUCCCUGUCUGUUACAGGAGAUGAUAAGCAAACUUCCAACACACUUGAAACUGCAAUGGGCUACACGCAAGCAAGAAUACGGCACUACAACUAUCGCUACCUUUAGUAAAUACAUGUCCGAGUUGGUGAAGUCUGCGAGUUCGGUUACGUCAAAUAUCACACUGGAACAAAACAAUGAUCGGGAUGAGAACAGCGACGACAGUGAUGACGACAGAGAGUCAAUUCGAUCCACUCCAAGUAGUAGCCGCCGAAGGAAACGAAAUCGAUGUUAUGUAUGCGGAGAAAGCAGUCAUCGAGUUUCGAAUUGUUCAGCUAUCACUUCUAUGCCUGUUAUUAAACGUUGGGAGAUUGUGAAUCAGCUAAAGCUAUGUCCGUGUUGCUUAAAUCGACACUUGCCAUGGCCAUGCAAGACAGUUAAAAACUGCGAUGUACACGGCUGCAGGAUGAAGCAUCACCCGUUGCUUCAUUCAUCGAGUGACGGUGUUACGACAAGUGGAUGUUCUGUUGAUGUAGGUAGCCACAAUCGUACCAUACUAAAAUACAUUCCUGUAACUGUGUACGGAAAAUCCAAAAGGAUUGACACAUUCGCCUUCAUUGAUGAAGGUUCAUCGAGAACAAUGCUAGAAACCGCGCUUGCAGAAGAACUUGAAGUCGAUGGAACACCUGAUACUCUGAGCCUAAAAUGGAUUGAUGGUCAAGUAAAAACUAUUCCUACGAGGAAUGUAACUAUCGGGAUUUCUGAGAAAGAUAAUGUGAAUCAAUUUUCGUUGACGGAUGUUUGUACAGUCAGUAAUCUUGAUUUGCCAAUUCAAGAUUUCGACUCGAUGAUGUGUGAAUAUCCACUUGCACAAUUGCCACAUCUAAAGUAUGAACGAGCCAAACCGCGUUUAUUGAUUGGUUUAUCUGGAUCAAAAUUAGUAGUACCAACUGAGGUUCAUUUGGCAAAAAAUAGUGGUAUGAUUGGUUUUAAAUGCUCUUUAGGCUGGUCAUUUUACGGAAGUUUAUGAAGUAUUGAAUGAAACGCGAAAUGAUCCCUUUUUUGUUGUAACCCAUCCACUGAAAUAGUUGUGUUACGGGGGGGAGGAUGUUGCGAUAACAUUUCGCGACUGUAUUUUAGCGUAUACAAACCGCUAAGUGGGAACCAAGUUUCUAUCGAGGUUAAGAAUAAGAAACGGAAUAAGAAAGCAAAGUAGUGGACUUGUGAAUUAUAUGCCGCUUGUAGUCACAUCAUUAGGUGGCGCGAAUUAAUUAGAAUAAUAAAUUUUCUUUGAUUGAUAGUGUAGAAUAAGUAAGUAAAACCAGGAAAUAUUUGGAUAGUGUACUAAUGAAGUGUCCUUCAACCAGACUACAGCUAACACCACAUAGAUCCGGCAAAGCCGAUGCCAGCUGACGUUUGCCAAACUGGAUGAUAGGGCAAAGAAGAAAGUUGCACUGAAAAAUUGUAAUAUGAUCAUACAAACAUUAUUAUAAGUGAAUUAAUAAAGUGUUUAUUUUAGCUUUAGCUUAUCCACCUAUCUGGACGGUUUUGAUUUGCUGAAAGAAUUUCAGCCCACGACCAUUUGCUCUACCCUUCGGCAACAUACGCUAUUCCUCGUUGCCACUAGCUAUUCAGCGACAUUCAUUUUUUGACAAUCAAGUUGAUUUUUAUAUGAAAACGGCUACUUUGUAACGGGUACUCAAGUAACCGGUAGAAUACAAGUAGUCGGUAAAUCCACAAUAUUUUCGAUGAAUAUGGAGUGUUUGAAAUUGUAAGAUUUCCUUAAAUUUUUAAGGAUAUGCCGUAUUUUCAAAAUGGGGAGACUUGAUCCCCCUUUUCUUGGUUUGUACUGAAGUUAUAAUUAUCUGACACAUUUUAUCGUUGAAUAGACUAGAAUUCCAAGUAAAUAGAGGCUUCCGAAUAAAAUUUUAUUUUUCACAUGUAUAAUGUGUGUGUAAUCUUCGAGGGAUCAAGUCUCCCCAUGGCACUGUUGUGUAUACUAAGCUGAAUUAAUUAAAAUAUGUUAACAACAGUCUUAUUUGGAUAAAUAAGUUUGAAAGUAUUUUAUUUAAACUAUGUGCUGUGAAAUUUUGACACGAUUUGGUUCAAUUUUCACAAAGUUAUUGAGAUUUUUCGGAAUCGCUCAAAAGAUUUCUGAAUGACUGAAAACAAACAAUCAGCCGUUAAAAAAUAAUGCAAUGUACAAUCGAAAUAACUUGUAGCCAAAACAUAGUCGUUUGUCCAGGAGUAGUUUUGGAAAAAAUUAUGCUAGAAAAAAAAAAAUGUUUCUGAUUCCGAGCAAAUAUGGGGGAAACAAGUCUCCCCAGGGAUCAAGUCUCCUCAGUCUCCCCUACAUCAAACCGUUUUUAAUUAGAUUUAGUUUUAGAUUUUAUAGAGGCAUUUUAAAAACUUCCUCUGUGUUAUAGGGAUAGGAUUUUUUCAAAACACCAUCGUUCUUCUUCUUCUUCUUCAUGCAACAACAAAUCAUCAAUUGAUUAUUCACGAGUGGAAAAGUUCGCAACAAAUUCAGUUUUCGUUUUGUCUGCAACAAAAAUUUUCGAGAUCAUGUCAUUAUCUGUUACCAGUUGGGAAUCCCCAACUUGGGAUACUGAGUAAUUGCCGCGUCUUCUUUGUUGCUUGUUUUGUGCCUCUUUUAUCUGACAAUCUCUUCACUGGCCAGCAUAGGUCCUAAAGUCGACAAUGUCGGAGAAGUUUCGUCCGUCAGUCAGGACAUGGUCGAUUUGGGAUUCCGUUUGUAACGAUAGGAAGGCUGUACUGAAAAUAAGUGCUAUGUAUGGCCAUGUUCUUAAAGGCGAGGAAAUCAAUCAGUCGAAGACCGUUUUCGUUCGUCAGCUGGUGUCGGUCUAAAUUCGCCUUCUGGCCAACCUGAGCGUUUAAGUCUCCUAUAUGAUGAUCUUGACGUCAUGUUUUGGGCAGCUAUGGUGCUCACGCUUGAGCUGCGCGUAGAAUUCGUCUUUGUUAUCUUUGGUGCUUCCGGUGUGUGAGCUGUGCACAUUUAUUAUGUUAAAGUUGACCCUCAACUUGCACAUUCUUUCGUUGAUCGGGCACCAACCGAUCAUGCGCUCCUGCAUAUCGCACAUCACUAUAAAUGCUGUUUCCAGCUCGCGUGUAUAGUCGCAGCUCUGGUAGAUGGUAUGGUUACCUCUAAACGUUUGCAGCGCUACAAUGUCGAUCCCGCGGUCCAUCAUUACAUCGGAAAGUAUGCGGGUGCACCCGAUGUAAUUGAGAGAUCUGUAGUUCCACGUAUCGAGCUUCCAAUCGCAAGUCCAUUUGUUCGCUGGGAUCAUUGCCGUUGGCCUCGGUUCGUAUCUCCUGUUGAUUUUUCGGUGCUUGGGUUUUUACGGCCCGCUCGCAGGGCACAACAACAAUCCUUUCGUUUACUGUCCGGAGGGACCCAGUAAGUUUACCAAAACGAACCCCUCCGUCUCUGUCAGCAUACGAUCAAAGUUCCCACCGGGGUUGGUUACUCGAUCUUCCCUAAGGUUGUUCGUAUCCCACCGAUUCCACGCGGAGGUAGGGAUCGGAGUUGCAGAAGUUGAGAGGAUGAAGGACCUUAAGUACAAGAGGCCUGAAUCGCAUACGCAAUUUGUUGCGUAAUAUCUAAAAACUUCCUGCUGUAACACGUACAAAACUUCAUAUUUCUAUGGAGGUCUUUCAUUUGAAGCUGAACAAAUUUGGCAUCCGUCUUGGAUAUGGCCGCCAUUUUGAAUUUUAUCAUUUUAUGCUAUUUUAGCUGUGUUCGCAUUUUCAACUACUUCUUGUAAAUCUAAAUUCAUCGCUAGAAAGCUGAAAGUCUCAUUUUUUCAAGUGAGCAGCCAUAAGAUACUGUGAAAACGCAAAGCUGCACAUUAUUUUUAUUUAUUUAUUCACAUCGUCUUCAGGUUAACUGUACAGACUGUAUUACUUAAUAUUAUGGUUUCUACAAAACUAAACUGAGAUUUACAACAAAAGCACAAUACUAAAACGUUCACUUAACAAUUCAUCAUUUUUAAACAUUACAUAUUAGAACUAAAUCAAGUACAUCACAUUGAAAAUAUCAACAAACGUAACAAAUUAAAUACAAAGCCAUUUAACAAGAAUAAUAACUGCAGUUUAUACGGGCACAAGAAUCGUGUAACAAUUUAUAUAUCAAUUUCAUAUACAGGACUGCGGGCAUUAAACUGUUUCGUUCCUUAGCGCUAGUGGUUUCCAUGGGUCGUUUUUCCUACGAGCAAACUCACGAAACUUUAUCCCGCGUGGCCAGGUAGUAGCAGUCAUGGCUAGUAUUUUCCAACGGUUAGCCAACACAAUCUUGAAUGAGAUGUAAUCCAGAUCAUCGCAACUCUUCCAACGAGGUACUAAUUUCGUUACUUCCAAACACUCGGGUUCCGGAGCACAGAGGGACUGCGAUACCAGGCGCGCUAUAUCGUUUUCUGUCACCCGUCGGUCGACGUUUGUUAAAAGCAGCGAAAACGAAUCAUUAGAUGUGUGCCUAGGCAAGUGCGAUAUAUUGGAUGUACAAUCACUGGCAUUGUUUAACGGUUGCGGCGGAGAGUUGAUUGGUGUUGAGUGUCGUUGUGCUGGAGCAAAUGAAGAAGAUGAUGCGAUUGCAAUAGACAAUUUCGCGAUCGAAUUGUUUAUGGAUCCGAUUUGCAAUUUGAUUUCCUCGAGUUCUGUUGUAAAUGAAGAAUUAUCCGACGGUUGAACCUUGGGAGAUUCUGGAGUGCAAUCUCUGGUCUUGCGAUAUUGGAAAAUGCAAUCGUCACAUAUCCAAACGAUAUUGUUGGAUAGGGCAAAUAAUUGAUCCUCAGUAACAGAAACACACGCAGCGUGGAACUUUUUGGCGCAUUUUCCCUCUCACACAGUGUAAAGACAGUGAAGAGUGUCAAUGUCUGCGGCGCAUUUCUUGCACUGAUUAUCCAUUACGCUUGACUGUUACUCUCUAAUGGCUUCAACGAAAUCACUUUGAAUUUUUCAAUAAUUCCGAUCUCCUUAACAGUUUAGACACUUAAUUUGUCAACACACGGGUCGAGCACAGGAGCAUCAAGCACUACGAACUCAAAUAUUGAAUUACUUAAGCGGAUUUCACGUAGUAAUAAGUUCGAAACCGGAGCAAUAAAAUAGCGUUUAACUCAAGCGAAACAACAGCGUAAUGUUAGUUCUCCCAUAACCCAAAGAACAUAAAUAAAUAACUGCCGAUCACGAAACCUUUCGAACUGAAACCCGUUUUU